Molecule: messenger RNA, 941 nt
Organism: Sitodiplosis mosellana (orange wheat blossom midge)
Lineage: Eukaryota; Metazoa; Arthropoda; Insecta; Diptera; Cecidomyiidae
Product: translocon-associated protein subunit gamma
Exons: 2
Coding region: 141-701 (186 amino acids)
Biological process (GO): SRP-dependent cotranslational protein targeting to membrane
Cellular component (GO): membrane; endoplasmic reticulum
Source: RefSeq, a predicted model, not a curated record
CGCGUAGACAGUAGCUUCCAUCGUAUUCAUUGGGUUCUCUUUCACUUGGUAUACCGCACAUCGUACACACAACACUUUUUCAUAGUCAACUCUGUCGUCUUCUGUUUCAGUCGGAAUUAUUUAUUGAAUAAAAGUGUAAAAUGGCAAAAUCAGUAAAAACAUCAUCUGGAUUUACAAAAGAAGAAGAGCUUCUUCUCAACGAUUUCAGCCGAAAUGUUAGCACAAAAUCAUCGGCACUUUUCUACGGAAAUGCAUUAAUCGUAUCGGCAAUUCCAAUCUGGCUCUAUUGGAGAAUUCACCAAAUUGACCUGAUUUCGGCAUUGGUCUUCUUCGUUGCAAUUACCGCUUUGAGCACCUAUCUAAUGGCGAUGGCUUAUAGAAACACAAAAUUCGCAUUGAAACACAAAGUUGCUGUGAAACGCGAAGAAGCUGUCACCCGUGAAGUUGCUAAGCAAUUGUCCGACGAUAAAAAGACCAGCCGUAAGGAGAAAGAUGAACGCACACUCUGGAAAAAGAAUGAAGUCGCCGACUACGAAGCCACCACUUUCUCCAUCUUUUACAAUAACGCUUUGUUCUUGGCUAUCGUUAUUUUCGUCAGCUUCUACAUCUUCAGAACAACUUCACCACUUGCUAAUUACAUUUUGACUGUCAGCGGUUCAAGCGGACUAUUGGCUUUGUUGUCAACGAGCAAGCAGACAUAAAUGUGUUUCAUUAGAAUAUUUAUUUUCAAGUAUGAAAUUAUCACGAACAUAAAUUGAUCGCUGAUAGCACAGAUACAUUGUCAUCUUUCAAACAGGAUUGCUCUUUUUUUUAAACAUCUGCAUUGCAAAAUAUGUGUCGCUUUCUUGAAGCACCAAUUUUCGUCACUCACUUAUUUGAAUAGUUAUAAUCGAAAAGAAUUUUCUAUGAAAAAAGCAAAUAAAAUAAAGAAUGAAAAUGGA